AUGACUUCAUAUCAGUCAAAACCCAUUGCAGUCCACAAGACAGAGGUCACCCAAAAGGAAGUAAGAGAAGUUCUCUGCCCACUCCAUAACACUUCCCAUAGCCUGAACGAUUGCAAAGCCUUUCAAAAGAAGUCUAUAGAGGAGAGAAAGAAGUUUAUGAGAGAGAAAGGUGUAUGCUUCAAGUGCUGCGCAAUAAACCAGUGCAUUGCAAAGAACUGCCCGGAGUCAGUCUCCUGCAAAAGAUGUCAGAGUCCAAAGCACUGCACAGCGCUGCACAUGUCAGGACCAGAUGUUCCAUCCAAUAGUACGUCUACACCUACUUCCAUGUCAUUCAGCUCCAGUGAGGAAGUCCAGUCAAAGUGUACUAAACUGAAUUGCAAGGAAUUCUCUGGAAGAUCUUGUGCUAAGAUUGUGCUCAUCAAGGUUUAUCAUAACACAUCUCCUGGAAACUUUAAGUACAUCUAUGCCAUUAUUGAUGACCAGAGCAACAAGUCCCUCGCUACAUCAGAGUUCCUCGAUCAUUUUGGUGAGACGGGACAUGAAAUGGAGUACACCCUAACAUCCUGUGCUGGAGUAUUUGCUAUGUCUGGAAGAAGAGUCCAUGGUUAUGUUGCUGAAUCAGCAGAUGGCCAAACGAAGAUGGACCUCCCUACCCUGAUCGAAUGCCACGACAUACCGAACAAUCGGGAAGAAAUCCCUGUACCUGAUAUAGCACAGCACUACCCUCAUUUGAUCGAUGUUGCACACCAGAUACCUCACCUUUACGACGCCCCUAUCGCGAUCCUCAUUGGCAGGGACAUGGUUGAUGCCCACAGGGUGCUUGAUCAACGCGUGGGCCCUAGAAACACCCCCUUUGCUCAAAAGCUAGGCUUAGGAUGGGUUCUUAUCGGGGAAUCUUGUGGAGGAGGUACACAUUGGUCAGAGAUGGUCAACGUCAACGAAACCCAACUGCUUAUCAACGGUCGUGCGUCAGUCUUUGAAUCCUGCAGAAAUUACUUCAGCACAAAGGAAGCACCAUUGGAAAACAACUGCCUGUUUGAAAGGACCCUCGCGGAUGAAACUAGAGGACUAUCUAUAGAGGACCACCAGUUUCUCAACAUCAUGGCUACAGAAAUGGUUAAAGAUGACAACGGGCACUGGGAAGCCCCUCUUCCUUUGAAACCUCUACGACAAGCCCUUCCGAAUAACAAGAAUGAGGCCAUGAAGCGAGCCAAGUCCUUGACCGCUAGCCUAAAAAGAAACCCUAAAAAGCGAGAGCACUUUGUACAGUUCAUGACGAAAAUAUUGUCUACAGGGCAUGCAGAAACAGUCGCUGGCACUAACGGUGCUAGUGAACGAUGGUAUUUGACAAUAUUCGGCGUCUACCACGCCAAGGAAACAGACUCUCUCCGAGUUGUAUUUGACUCCUCUGCCAAAUGCCAAGGUAUCUCUUUAAAUGACACCCUGCUUAAAGGGCCAGACCUUACGAACAGCCUCCUUGCUAUCCUCUUAAGAUUCAGAAAAGAACUAGUGGCAUUUAUGGCAGAUAUUCAGUAA
Ylistrum balloti is the source of this 1536-nucleotide messenger RNA. RefSeq lists its product as uncharacterized. Bases 1 to 1536 code for a protein of 511 amino acids. The transcript has a single exon. Lineage: Eukaryota; Metazoa; Mollusca; Bivalvia; Pectinida; Pectinidae. The record is from RefSeq and is a predicted model, not a curated record.